AACUUUCAAUUUAGUUUCGUCUUUUGAACGGUGCAGAUCGGCGUGACCCUCGCUCUGUUGUUGAUUGAAUUCUUUUAAUCUUUAUCGGUGUGUGUAAUUGUGAGGUGGUCAAAGGAAACGAAAAGAGAGGAAGAUUUAUUAGUCCAUAUUCGGUGACUUCGCUUCGGGUGGCUCUCUUUCUUGGCUGCUCUCUGGAAAUGUUUUAUGAGACGAGAGCGGAGCGGGUGUAGGUAGCUGAUCUUAAAUACAAGCAAAUCGGAAGUACCGUGAGGAGUAAGGAGAUAAAAAAAAAACAGUGAAGUGCAAAGUGUGUACAAGUUAAUAAUUGGAAAGACUUAUUCUGGGACAUUAGUGUGGAAGUGUUCCGACGAGAAGGCAAGCACAAUUGAAGAACGCUUCGGGUUACGCUAAGGAAAAAUAGUAAAGAGACAUCAAACUGCGACGAACCUUUUGCGAGCGUGGAGCGAAAUCACUGAUAAAGUGUUUUAUAUGCGGACAGAUAGCGGAAAUAGCGUUGCUGGCAGUGACCGUAGUGAGUCAUCGGAUAUUCUUGAACGCGGUAGUAGUUCAUCGUCGUUCAACGGUCCUGCUGUAGUGUCUUCGUUUGAAGUUGGGUCGCUAAGUGCCAUCAAGAUUGAUACCAUGGCGGAAGCGCAGCGACUAAUUGGCAUUUCGCUGGCUAAGAUAGCCCAAUCCAGGGUGUGCCGCGGUGGGGUUUCGCUGCAUAAAAAUUUGCUUGUGGCGACCGUGCUGCAAAAGGCGCGCUAUAUAUUCAUGGAAGAAGCGUACCAUAUUGUGCAUGGUCAUUAUCUGCAGCAGAACAAGUGUAUGGAGCUCGAGAUGGAGAAACAACGGAAUGCAGCUGCAGCCGCGGCUGCUGCAGCAGCAGCUGCAUCGGCUUCUUCAACCAAUAACGUAGAGGAAGAAAGUUGUAGUGAAAGUGAGGAUAGCGACGAAUCGGAAUCGUAUGCGUCAAGUGAAGCCAACGAUGAGAGCGAUUCUGACGACAAGGAAAAUAGCCCGCCAACAUUUGCUGAUGGAAGUAAUGCUAGCGAAGAAGAUGCAUCGUCUGUACUGUACUUUGAUAUGGAUGUUAAGAAGAUAGAGAAAACUUCGGGGGAGGGUGGCAACAAACGAAGGCGUGAUGAAACGGAGGAAGCUAUCCAAUCAAUUCUCCCGAAGCGUCUUAAAUCGGAAUCGGAAAGUGAUGUCGAUGAAUCGGAUAACGAAAGCCAAGUAGAUGGAUCUGUUUCGAGUGCCGAUGCAGCAGCCACCCUUUCCGAGACCAUCUCGAGUCAGGUGGAAGCAGAAGACCUGUCCUGUCAACAAAGUGAGCCAACCUUGAACCAUACGCCUUCAGUGGAGAGUAUCGAUCGGAUAACUUCACUGGUUUCGAUCUUCAGCUUCGGUAACCUGAGCAGAUCUGUUUCAACGCCAGACUUUUGCGCGGCACAGGCCAAAGAUACGGACAGUUCGCUGACUGAAUUGCAGCACUCGCAACGGGGUUAUCUAACGAUGACUGUAUAACUAUUGUUGCUGCAACAAGCGCUCCGUUACGACAACGCCAAGUAUUAGCAAUUAAAAUACACUUCUUCAUACUCCUGUGAUUUGCCGUGCGCACACUGACGGGCAGUGGUGUGGGAUAUGUGCGUUAUGCCGCGGCAUCGGUUUUGUGUAUAUGUUGUUCCAAGGACUGUGCGCUUGGUGCCGCGUAGUCGAUGACGUUCGGUGCUCAACCAGAACUGCUAAAUGGAUAGUUCAAUGGUGGAUUGCGUGUGUAGUUUAGUGCAGCAGGCACACACUGGAACCACAACACUAUGUGGCCUUUUUGCGCGCUCGAACAGGUGCAAGCCGUGUUGGAGAUCAUAACCGCAUACAAGCUAGCAACUCGUGUCGAUGGAGGAUGCAAACAAAGGCUUCGAAAUCGCAGAAGACGCCAGACAGACCCAUGCCUUUCGGUCGGUCCGUUACGAUUAGCAAGGAAGUCAAUGAAGGUUGACUAUAAUGAAUCGUCGAGAAGAAGCGAACCCAAAACAGCGGGUUUGCACAAAUCAUCAAGGUUCGCUAGUAGGAUGAACAACACGAGGAAAUAAUACAAUAUGAAGCUUGUGUACGAAUCUCGGUGAUUUUUCUCAUGUAUCAUGGCUAGUUGUAGCAGUGACAGGGCUGAAAAGUUGAAUGAUUGCGUUGGUUCGCUAUUCGUUCACCCAACAGGGGAGGUGUUUUUCGAGUUCUUUUUUGUUACGAUUUUCGCAUAAAUUUGCAGUAGCUAAAUGAUGCAGAUGAAGGAGAGACGGUGCUGUGAUUAUGGCGAUGCGAUGCAUUCAAUGGUUUUACGUGUCUGUGUAUUGAGAUGAGACCAAUUGCAGUUUAAUAGGCUCAAAUUUGAAUAAAGAAAGCCGUUUUCGGUGAAAUCGUGCUAACUUUCCUAUUUUAGUAUGAAUCAUUGAUUGAUACAACUUUGGUUAGACAAAAAUCAACAGCAGCUUUGAAUUGUUAUCAACAAAAGGGCUCAAAAUCUUUUAAACACGUGAGGUUCUAUUAGUUAUAAGCUAUUAGAAAUACGUUUCCCACCAGUGUUCCUUUCUUGGAAAGUUAUGCCUACCAAUAAAAAAAAAUCACGAUCAACAUUCAACGGAGGCAAGCAUAACUGUUCAUGGAUAGAAGAGAAACAUAGAAGAAGGAGGAAAAAAAUAAAUAGCACAGUCUAUUUGAUACAACACUCUUUUCCGAUCGUCUCUUAAGCAGACGAAAAGACCAAAGGUGAUAGCUGCGAAUGUUGUAAGUUAUAAAAGAUGGUUUGAAUACGAAGCCGCUAGAAAGAGAGCGCUGUACUAGCUGGGGAGCAGGGAAUAAUCAUAACUGUUUCGUCUUUGCGCGAGCUCCCGCUAAUAGCAUACAACUAUGAACUAACUAACUGGGCGAUCGAGGCUGGUCGUGGCUCCGUUUUCUUUCUGGUGUGCCCUCUGGGCGCUUUUUUGUAAUGGAGACCUGUUUUUAUGUGUCGGUAUGUUUUGAUUGUAUUUGUUUCCCACCUGAGAUGUCUUAUCUAACACUCUUCUGUCUCGAGUUCUUUCAAAAAUCACGAAUCCAAAGUAAAGUAGGUGUAGCGUAAAAACCGCGAUCGAGAUAUGACUGUAAAUCUUCGCUGUCCGUUUAACUACUAUUAACAACAGCAUUAAUUCGGAGUCUCCAAUGUCUUAUGUAAGUGGAAAACGGCGACACAAAACAAAAUCGACACAUGAAUAUAACCGUUGGCUUCAUUGGUGGUGCCACUUUGGCCACGCUGCCCUCUUGGCUGUGUAGACAAUCUUAUUGCAAUUCAUUGUUUGCCGUUACUUGCAGAGUCCGUUGACCUUACUUUUUUUAGUAGCAGGAGGAGGAGGGAGAUGUAUCGCCAAUUAUUGUAAACAAAUGUUAGCUUCACAUGGCUAUUAAAAUAAUCUUAUUGUAGCAACUACACUUUUGAAACAAUUAUUUUCACUGAUCGGUAUUGGGCAUAACGAUCAUCAGAGCUGCCUAUCUAUAGCUUUUCACUUGAUUGGAAUUUUCUCAUAUUCAACGGCCAGGCUCAGUGCGACAUCCAUCAUUUAGUGAAUGAUAAUGGCCCAAAAUUGUACACGGAUUCGCAACUGAAAACGACACAACGGCAGCGUCUCUGCCGCAGUCAAAAGCUCAUCCAUGCACGUCUAAAAGAAAGUGAAAGUUUACAUAAGAUGCGCUACCUGUCGUCCCUUCUCUGCCUCAAUUUUUUUCUUUUUCGAUGAUUGUAUACCCACACGUUUGAUUCGUCGUGCAAAUCCCAAACACAAGCUUCGGUCCAGAAAGGUCCAUUAAUAUGUAACAUGUUCGACAGAUAUCAAACGGCUGCCUUAAUAUUUGAAACGCGCGCCUGGCAGGCUUUGAGCCGUUGGAGACAAGCUGUUUGUACCUUUGUGCUUACAUGCUUGUUGAAUCUACCUAUGUGUUGUACUGCUCACCACUGUGCAAUAAUUUUCACGUAACAUGUUGCCAAGCUUCGUGGUGCGAAAAAAACGUCAUUCAAUGCUACCCGCGUACAGGCGAUGCAAUUAUUCGUUUGGUUAUAUAAAAAUCAACAAAUUGUUGACGUUGCGAAUCUAUUAUUGCUGUUCUGUCGAUUCCCCUGAACUCUGAAAUGUUUGUCCGAGAGGUUAUAUGUUAGAACUAACUAACACUAGUUCUUUUCGACUUCGUUAAAAAUCGGAAAUCUGUGCGAGCUUAUCGUAGCCAGUUUUUUGUAAAUCUACUUUGACUGAGUUAUUUUCGACUUUGAAUGUCUUGAGAUAGUACGACAUCGUCAAAUUAUUUCAAUUUUGGACCGUAAAUUAAUUAAUUAAGUAGAUAAUUCUCUCGUUAUCGCUCUACUUACUAAAAACAUGGCUCAACGUGACAAAAGUUGUACAGAAAAAGCCUCGAAAUUUAACGCCUUCGUAUUCAUCCCAGCUUGAAACCAAUUCGCAACAUAAUAACCUUUGAACAUGAGAUACUAGAAGAAUCGUUAGAUAUCCUUGCAAUGAAUUGAAAUUCCUAAUUGAGAACUGGUUCAGCAUUGGUUCAGCGAAAAGAACUAGCAAAAAAAAAUACUGAUAAUUUUAAAUUUGUGAACUUUGUCCUCGUCAACCGAUUAGAGAGAACCAGAAGAAUAGUCUCAAAGAUAAUGCCAAAAAAUGGCAAACACAGAAUCACAAGUGGAUGAUGUAGGUAGAUGGAGCAAAAAAAAAGUAUGCAGAUGAAAGAAAAUGUUACUUCGGUGACGAGAAUUACACACACACACACAUAAGGUUCCGUUUUAGGAGCUGCCUUAAAAUACAGACAUAUUAUAAUGAUUAAACGAAAAAAUUGAAAAUAAACAAAAAUAUACUAUUUCCAACUACUACGACCUAUAAUGUUAACUUAUUAUUCAAUAAUCAAAAGAACAUCAACAAUUGUACAAUAGCUCGUAAGGAAUAAAAUGAGUUUUAAUAUAUCAUAAAUUUGCAUCUUAA
Molecule: messenger RNA, 5006 nt
Organism: Uranotaenia lowii
Lineage: Eukaryota; Metazoa; Arthropoda; Insecta; Diptera; Culicidae
Exons: 1
Coding region: 490-1527 (345 amino acids)
Source: RefSeq, a predicted model, not a curated record